GCCUCUUGCCUAUCGUCGUUGUUAAGCGUUGGAUGGCUCCUCCCAAAGGCUGCAAAAGCCAACGGUAUUUUUAAAGACUUCGCUGUAGCGUGGGGCCUUUAGGGUUUUUUUUCCCCCUUUACGAUCGGCCCUUGUGUGCAUCGUGUUUUGGCUCGCUUCUUGCUAUUUAUCCCCAUUUUGUUGCCCUCCAGACUAAAAGUUCUUCUUAGACCGCGCAAUGUUUCGCUUCCUGAGGGGCUUUGUGCUCCCGGAGGCUGUCUGUGAGGCGCCCGACAGUAAUUCGAGAUACGAAAACCUCUUCAAAAAACUAGAUCGCAACGAGGACGGUCGAGUGGACAUUGCUGAGCUACAAAGUGGCCUUAAAGAGUUGGGCAUCCCUCUGGGGGAUGACGCGGAGAAGAAAAUUUUCAGGGCUGGAGACACUAAUCAGGAUGGAAGACUGGACUUUGAAGAGUUUACACGUUAUCUUAAAGACCAUGAGAAGAAAAUGAAACUUGCAUUUAAAAGUCUGGACAAAAAUAAUGAUGGUGUAAUUGAAGCCUCAGAGAUUGUUCAGUCCCUGAAGAUACUGGGCAUAGAUAUUUCUGAAAAGCAGGCAGAGAAGAUUCUGCAAAGCAUCGAUGCUGAUGGGACAAUGUCAGUGGACUGGAAUGAAUGGCGAGAUCAUUUUCUCUUUAAUCCUGCUACAGACAUUCAAGGAAUUGUCCGUUACUGGAAACAUUCCACAGUAUUAGACAUUGGAGAUAGUUUAACUAUUCCUGAUGAAUUCACUGAAGAAGAGAAGAAGACUGGCCAGUGGUGGAAGCAGCUUUUGUCAGGUGGAGUUGCUGGUGCUGUGUCUCGAACAGGCACAGCACCCCUUGAUCGUCUCAAAGUUAUGAUGCAGGUUCAUGGCUCGAAGGGGAAAAUGAACAUAGUUGGUGGCUUGCAACAAAUGGUGAAAGAAGGAGGAGUCCGUUCCCUUUGGAGGGGAAAUGGUGUAAAUGUUGUUAAAAUUGCACCUGAAACAGCUAUCAAGUUCUGGGCCUAUGAACGGUAUAAGAAAAUGUUUGUUAAUGAAGAGGGAAAAAUAGGAACUAUAGAACGAUUUAUAUCUGGUUCUCUGGCUGGAGCAACUGCACAGACAUCUAUUUAUCCCAUGGAGGUAUUAAAAACAAGACUGGCAGUGGGUAAAACAGGACAGUAUUUUGGGAUGUUUGACUGUGCUAAGAAGAUUUUAAAAAUGGAAGGGGUGAAAGCCUUUUACAAAGGUUAUAUUCCCAAUAUUUUGGGAAUAAUUCCAUAUGCUGGCAUUGAUCUGGCUAUUUAUGAGGCAUUGAAGAAGAUGUGGUUAGAAAAAUAUGCCACAGACUCUGCCAACCCGGGCAUAUUAGUAUUGCUUGGAUGCGGUACUUUAUCCAGUACUUGUGGCCAGUUAGCCAGUUAUCCACUUGCCCUUAUCCGAACUCGAAUGCAGGCUCAAGCAAUGGUAGAAAGUGGCCCUCAACUAAACAUGGUUGGCCUUUUCCGAAAGAUUGUUGCUAAAGAAGGAAUCCUUGGACUAUACAGGGGCAUAGCUCCAAACUUCAUGAAGGUGCUUCCUGCUGUCAGCAUCAGUUAUGUGGUAUAUGAAAAGAUGAAGGAAAACUUGGGAAUAGCAUAAAAAAAGAGAAAUCAUGUGAGAGGCUAUCAAGGAAUAUUAACCCAGAUGAAUUUUUGGAUACUAAAUUCAUUCAUGUUUACAGUUACAUACAAUUCCUCUGCGCAAAGAUUCUGCAAGUCUUGUCUUUAUGACGUCUUGAUGGAGAAAAAAACAUUUUCUGGGAACAUCUAGGUAAUGAAAAAAUUGUCAAAUAUUUCAUUGCUUAUCUAGCUGCUUGUUGGAAAAGUUUUUGACGAUUUUGUAAUUAUUUUAUUUCUCUAAAAUGUAUAUUACUGGGUUAAAGCUAUAUGAGCACUCUGUUAUGACAAUUUGUAUUUGAUUGCCCAGUAGGCAAUUCAUGAGCAUUCUAAACAUCCAAUAUCAUUGUACAUGGAUAUUUUAUAAUAUGAUAAUGAUUCUAUUCUUUUUUUUGUUAAGUCUUUCUUUGUAAACUUAAAAAAAUCUCAGAAAAAUUAUUCAGAAAGUCAUCAAAUGUCACACUGAAAUUCUUUGAUACAUUUAUUUGUUCAGUUCCCCUUGUAACAAAUUACCAGAAAGAGCUUGAAAUGAAAUGAAUGUGUUUACAUCAUUAUUAGUCAUUUCAAUGGGAUGUGCACAGGUGGGUUCUGGUCCUCCAAACAUUAAUCUUAGAAGAUUGAUGAGGAUAGGAACCAGUCCAGAUACACCUGGAGCUGAUAUAUUAAUCAAAGUUACUGCUAUUUACAAAUAUCUGAUACAGUUUGUGUGCACAUACAACAUCCUAUUCCUAUUUCAAAUGAAUGCAAGUGUAAACAUCAAGACAUAUGUUUUAACUUAACAGAAACAUCCUGCAGGUAAUUAUCUAACCUCUGUUAAAAAGUUUCCUAAAAUUUCUUAACUUUUCAAAAACUCCCUUCCUUCCUAUUGCCUCCUCCCUUCUUCCACAGUUGCUUAUCAAAUUGCAUGCUUUGAAAUGCUAAUGCCCUCCUUACCUAGGCUUGCUUUCUCUUCCAAGGAGGAAAAGUCUUGAGCUACCGAAAGGAAGGGAAAGAAAAAGAAUACUCUCACAUUUCCUUUCUAACCCUUUGAAGACCCUCACUGACAUCUGAACCACCUUUUCCCCCCUGCAGUGGUACUUUGCCCAGGACUGCCUUGUCCCAUGGUUUUCUUUUUUAGCUCUGAUUUGAUUCCCUUUCAGACAGCCUCUCCUCCCAGCUGCUUCUCUUGCAGUUCUGUUUGUUGAACAUGUCCCCCACAGUCCUCUUCUGCUGUGUAGCCUUGGUUCCCCUAGGUCCUCACGACUCCUUUCCAGUCCUCUGCUUGUUCAGUCUCCUUUUUCACCGUCAGCAUCUCCUGUAGACCCUGAAAGAACCACCCAUCCCCUUGCCUAUCUUCUCUACUUUUUAUAUACCUAGUCUCCAAAAAGCAUAUGUGCAAAGUUGCACGUGCUUCAAGGAGUUAGGCAUUUUUCUCAUUGCUUAUGUGCUUUAAGCCUUGCAUCUGAGAAGAACAGCCGUUUUUUGUAUCAUGGCAGCUCCUGCUGCCACACUUGGCUGAGUCCCGUUUUAAGCAGCUGGACAUUUCACUUGCUAUUGGUGGGACCUAACUAUUUCUGACUUUGGCAGGAAAUGUUCUUGGCAGAUUGCGCCAGUCAUUCAUAAAUGUCAGUUACAAUCACAUGCAAAUCUUAAGUGUCUGGUAGGUUGCUUUCCAGGUAAUAUGUUGGUACAACAAAUUAAGGCUGUUCUUGUGGUUGGUUAUGAAAGAUAAGUGGCUGUUAGGGAAGGCUUAUUUCCCAUAUAGGUGAGGACAUUUUGAAAAUCUUGCUUUAAACUGCUCUUUAUUUUAUAUAGAUAUAAAGGCAAUUUGGAAACAAAGUGAGAAUGGCAUAAUUUGUUUAGUCAAACAGAGAAGCCAUUAAUUUGUUUUAGGUUUUUGGUUUUUUUUGGGUAGAUCAGAGCUUAUCUCCUUGAUGGAGAGCUGUACUUCUUUAACAGUGUAAUGGAGAUUAUUAAAUCAAGAGAUAAAUCAGUACACACUGAAAUGUUUGAUUUAUUAUAUUGAUUAGUCAAACAACCAUAUCAAAUCAUAUCACAGUAUCAACAUAAUAAAAUAUAAUAAAAUAAACUGAAAUGACAUGAACUAAACAGCAAUAAAGAACAUCCCCAUCAAGCUACUAAACUUAGUAAAACGAUUGUAAGUAACUGGAAAUCAAACCAUAAGUGUAUUGAUGGGCAACUAAAUAUUGCACUGAAAAAUCAUUUAUAGCCAGCCUGUAGUAACAUCCACUUUUCAAGUGUAUUUCGGUUAUUUGUGAAAUGAAAGGCAGGAAUUGCUGUGGGUUGAAUAAUUGUUUGCUUGCUGCACCAAAGUAAGCCCACUUAAUUACAAAUAUAACAGCAUCAUAAAGGGAGAUUCUUUUCUUGGCAUUUCUUGUUUCUUUCAAACCUGGCUAUUCUUUUUAACUGAUUAAAAUGUUCUUCAAGAAUGGCAUGGAGAAGGGCCUGAGUGAAUGAUUGCUUUGUUGCUCUUUGGAGCUUCUUACACUACUUCUGGGAUUUUCAUUACCCAGCUCUCUUGAGCAAAACUCUUAUUCUUAAAUAUGCACAAAAAUUAUUUGGGAGAGUAUUAUGGGACAGUACUUUCAUGCUAUGACACGUGUAUUGCUGUCAUAACAAGAACUACGUACGUAAUCAUGUCAGCAGAGGUCUGCUGUAGCUAUUGAAUACAUAUUUGCCUAUAUGAGGCCAUAACUGUUCGGGGAAAUCUAGUGUAAUUUUUCCAAACCACUUUGUGAAAGAGUAAAUCAUAGCUGUAAAUAUUUUGAACCAGUGUCUUCAGCAAACACUCCUUAAUAAUCUUUUUAAAACUGUCUUGGCAGAAAUGAUAAGACAUCCUGUAUUAGUGCAGUGGGGCUAAGAUACAUGGCAAUGGGGCCUAGUGCAUUGUGUUCACCAUUUUUGAAUGACAGCCUUUUCACACUGCAUCUUGUCUUUCAGAAAACCACACUUGAUCAAAACCAAAGAGUUGUUCAGAAAUAUACAGUAUAUAAAGUGUCCUGCUUUUAAAAAAAAGAAAUGUAUUGCAUACUGUUGUGAAAUUCUUUUUAAUACCUCUCUUAAUUAUAUUUUUCAUUAAUCUAGAAAUAUGCUUAUUUGAAAAAUAGAAUUGAAAAAUUACCUAAGCAGUAUGCGGACCAGAUUUGUUGUUUUCUUGUUUAAGUGCCCUUAUUAGAGUACUGAUAUUGAUGAUUUGUUAACUCUUGGGAGAUGACUUGAGCUUGGAUAAGCUUCCUUUUAACAUGUACCUAAACAUGGUUAGAUUGUAAUUAUUGUGUGCUUCAUCUGUUCCUUGGUGAAAGAGAUGAUACUUUGAAGUCUGUUCAUAAUAAAUGAGUUUUGU
Molecule: messenger RNA, 5002 nt
Organism: Python bivittatus (Burmese python)
Lineage: Eukaryota; Metazoa; Chordata; Lepidosauria; Squamata; Pythonidae
Gene: SLC25A24
Product: solute carrier family 25 member 24
Biological process (GO): transmembrane transport
Cellular component (GO): mitochondrial inner membrane
Molecular function (GO): calcium ion binding
Source: RefSeq, a predicted model, not a curated record